ACUUCAAGUUAAUGAAAGUAAUGGAUUGUGAAGGUGCUCCAAUUGAUUACAUUCCUAAAGAAGUGGGAAACCUUUUCCAUCUAAGAUAUUUAAGCCUAAGAGAUACAAAAGUGCAAACCCUUCCAAAGUCCAUAGGUAAAUUGCACAACCUAAAGACAUUGGAUUUGAAAGGUUCACUUGUGUCUGAGCUACCACUGGAGAUCAGUCGGCUGCAUAAACUACAAUAUCUUGCGGCAUACAUUGAAAACAAUUAUAUUGUAUACAAUAUUGCUCAUCGAUGUGCAGUAAAGAUACCAAGUGGCAUUGGGUGUUUACAAUCUUUACAGAAGCUUCAUAAAGUGGAAGCCAAUAGUGAUGCCCUUAUUGCAGAAUUGGGAAGGUUAAGACAAUUGAGGAAGUUGCAUAUCUUUGACAUAAAGGCAGAAAAUGGGAUAGCUUUGUGUACUAUGCUAGAGAAAAUGAUCAACCUUCAAUCACCGAGAAUCAGUGCAAAAAGUGAAGAAAAGGUUCUUGAAUUCCAAUCAAUGUCUUCUCCUCUGCCCCUCCUUCGAACUCUCUUCCUAUAUGGGAGACUAGAAAAGUUACCAGAAUGGAUUCCCAAACUCAAUUUUAUGGUUAAAAUGGGUUUACUUUGGUCAAGAUUAAUGGAUGAUCCAUUAAAAGUCCUUCAAACACUUCCUAAUUUGAUGUAUCUUCGGCUUUAUGAUGGAUAUGAAGGUGAGCAAUUACAUAUUGAGAGAGGAGGCUUCCAAAACUUGAUGUUUCUAGGGCUUGAAAACUUGGGAGGAUUGAAUAGGUUGAUAAUAGACAAAGGUGCCCUACCUCUUCUUGAAUCACUUCGAAUUGGACCUUGCCCACAACUAAAGGAGGUGCCCAAUGGUACAUCAUUAAAAUGUCAAGAGAAUUCAUGCUUAGUUUGUAACCAAACAAAGGCCCCGAUUUUGGGAAAGUCAAGCAUAUUCCCUCUGUUGAGUUUUGGAAUAGGGUUCAAGGGGAAAUUUUCCAUGGACAUGACAUUGGCAAUAUAGAUUUGUUGGAGCGUCCCUUAGUGCCAUCAUGAAAUUACAAUUACGCCCAACCCGCUUGUCUAUUAGAGAAUUACAUUUAUAUUAUUUCCAAAGCUUUUCAUACUUGCAAUUAAAUAUUUUUUUUAACCUUUUGAUACACGUAAUGAACAGUUUAGUUAAAAGAAAACAACCCAUAUUAGUACUGUAAUAUUUCUGUCCACCCUUUUUUCCUCUUUCUCAUACUAUUGUUCUGACAUUUUGUUCUGUUAGAGAACCGUGGUUAUAUACUUACAUUAGGUAUGAGGAUUUUUAUUUGGCUCAAUGAAAUGGUGGAACAUACUGAUGUGGUGAAUGUCGAUGGAUAUAUGUAAAUGGAAAUUCAAAUUGAUUGACAUAGGCUAAAGGAUUGACCUCUUAAGAAACUACUUACAAGGUGUUUGUCAAAAUGUCUGACAGAAAGAUUUUUGUGACAUGAGGGAUUUGAAAGUGUAUUUCUGGGAUUAAAUUUGCAAUAUCUUUUCUGGUUUAGUUGGAGAGGCUUAAGUUUUUGUUUUUGUACCUCUUGCUAGAGUAACAUUCUUCCUCUAUCCUCAUGCUAUCUGCUUCAGAAGCCUCAUGCUUUCCUGCUGCUCACACCAAAGCCUUCCAUGGCCACUUCAAAUUACCUUACCUACUACUCACUCCAAAAACUUCUGCCAAGCCCAUCUCUAUACUCUAGAGGGUCGAAUUCUCUGCCACUUCAUCGUUCAAGUUGCUCUUACUGCCUCUCAAGCCUAGCCCAAGGGAGUAAUGACAUUAUGAAUGUUGUCAAUUAUCAUUAACUGAGUGAAUUUUUAUUCAUUAUAGCUAUUAAAUCUACUACUUCACAGUGGAAUUUGAAUUCAAAUUAUAUUUGUGGAUAGUCAUAUGAAUUUGGUGAUGGUGCACUUUUGCUAAGCAUUUCUUUAGUGGUUGUUUUGAUUUUAUUUUAAUGAAUAGUAAAAUGCAUUUGGGAGAAUGUAAUUAGUAUCCAAGACUAGGGUGCUUAAGUAUGAUUAAAUAAUUCCUCUAUAUGAAGCCUUUUAGAAAAGCUUCAUUUUUAUUUCCCCAAAAGUCUCUUAGGAGAUCAGAUAAGGCUUUAGUGGGUCUUUCAUGUGUUUUUCAUGAUGCGGUUGCGGGCAUUUGUUGUUCUUUCAUGGUUGAACCAAUGUUUUUAUAUAUGACUCAUUGUUGUGACAUUGAGCUGCAAUGACUUUAUAUUUAUGAUACUAAAACUGAACUUUUUUGUAUUUCAAUGUCCUCCCCCAUUUGUGUAUUACAUUAUGAAUGACCUCUUUGUAUUUCAAAGUACACUGAACGAUAUAAAUGUUUUGUUCCAUAAUUUUGUCAAAUACAACACUUAUUCUUAACUAUAAAUGUAUAUAUAUUUUGAGUGAAUUGUCAACCUUAAGGAUAUGUUCUUGAUUCUUUGGAAAAAGCAGAUAAUACUCAUUUGAUUCACAAUGUUACGAACUUGAAGUUUCUUUACCUUGGGGUCUUUUGCAUCAUCAAGUUUUACUUUAUUGAUAUGCAAAAUAUAAUGUCAGUAUUGUGAGCUUGAACAUACUUUGAUGCUUUUUCAGGUCACACAUACCCCGUUAGACAUUGGAUUCAAACAGAUUGCAUAUAGUAUGAAGAGCAUCCACUCAAAUGGUUCCAAAAAAAGAAGAGGAUAGAAUCAUUGGUUGCCUGCUGCUAUCAAAAGUUAUGUAAGACAUUUGACCCAUAAAGCUUAGUUCCCUUGCUACAAUCAUCAAAGUCCACGUCUAAAAGGAUUGUCAAGUGCCAGAUCAAGCACUGUACUUGCUGUUUUUAGUUGAUCAGCCAUAUCAACAGUGGUUGAUUCUCUCCUGCAUAGCUGCCUUCGUUACUGUAAAGCUGUAAUAAUGUUUUAAUUUCACUGUAUCAAGCAUAUAAACCUGUUGUAAACAUGAUAUGUAAACGGGUGAUGUUUUACUUAAAUUGUAUUUAAUAUUUAGUGUGAUUAAGUAUGGCAUGUAUUUUACUGAUAUAUUUGCAUUUAAUGGUUU
Molecule: messenger RNA, 3055 nt
Organism: Quercus lobata
Lineage: Eukaryota; Viridiplantae; Streptophyta; Magnoliopsida; Fagales; Fagaceae
Product: disease resistance protein RPM1-like
Exons: 2
Coding region: 12-1028 (338 amino acids)
Source: RefSeq, a predicted model, not a curated record